Didymosphaeria variabile is the source of this 2496-nucleotide messenger RNA. RefSeq lists its product as uncharacterized. The record is from RefSeq and is a predicted model, not a curated record. NCBI's taxonomy places the organism in Eukaryota, Fungi, Ascomycota, Dothideomycetes, Pleosporales, Didymosphaeriaceae. The transcript is spliced from 3 exons. The coding region runs from base 1 to 2496 and encodes 831 amino acids. Gene Ontology annotation, biological process: phosphatidic acid biosynthetic process; intracellular signal transduction; cell motility. Gene Ontology annotation, molecular function: D-type glycerophospholipase activity.
AUGGCAGACGGCGCAGGCGACCGGGGGUUGAAAGACAAGAUUGCGCAUCCGUUUCCUAGUUUGCGCCAGAAGCUUAAGGAUACGCAUCUGUAUGAGGUGAAAGUCAAGGCGACGCAUGCGAAGCACAAGAUUGGGAAGUUUGCGAACCUGUUGAAUGCGAACCAUCGCCAUGACGAGGAACAUGAGCAGAAGACCGACGAGAAGAGAAGUCGGGUCCGUGAAAACCACCGCUUUGAGAGCUUUGCGCCAGAAAGAGACGGCAAUAUGAUCAAGUGGUAUGUCGACGGCCGAGAUUAUUUCUGGGCUCUUUCCGAGGCUUUGAGUAAUGCCAAGGAGACGAUAUACAUUGAGGACUGGUGGUUGUCUCCGGAACUUUUCCUACGUCGACCUCCUUACUACAACCAGGAGUGGCGUCUCGACUCGCUUUUGAAGAAGAAGGCACAAGAAGGCGUUAAGAUCUUCAUCGUGGUAUACAAGGAAGUAUCUGCAGCACUCACUUGCAACAGCCGACACACCAAGGAUGCCAUCAUGGGCCUAAUUACUGAUGAGGACGCACCCGGCUAUGGCAACAUCAAGCUCAUGAGACACCCGGAUCAUAAUGUCUUUGAGAAUGCCGGCGAUAUGACAUUCUAUUGGGCUCAUCAUGAGAAGUUUGUUGUAAUCGAUUACGCAGUAGCUUUUAUCGGUGGCCUGGACCUCUGCUACGGCCGCUGGGACGAGAAGCAGCAUCCCCUGGCAGAUGUGCAUCCUUCGGGGAUUCAGAACGAGAUCUUCCCCGGACAAGACUUCAACAACAACCGCAUUAUGGACUUCCAAAGCGUGGAGGACUGGAAGUCGAACCAGCUCAGUAAGGCGGAGUAUGGCCGCAUGCCGUGGCACGAUGUGGCGAUGGGCGUCAUUGGACCGUGCGUGUACGACAUCGCGGAACACUUCGUUCUUCGCUGGAACUUCUGCAAGCGAGACAAGUACAAAAGAGACGACCGGUAUCCGUGGCUGACGCUUGAGGGUCGAGAAGGCGAAGAUGAAGAUCUUGUCGGUGUCCAGCGGCCUAAGUUUCCGGUCGGCGGCUAUACACAUCAUCCGUUGAGUCCGCUUAGUGGGAAGAAUCUCGACAAUCGCGGGACUGUGCAUGCGCAGGUAGUACGAAGCAGUGCAGACUGGAGUAGCGGGCUGCUACCUGCUGAACACAGCAUUCAGACCGCAUAUUGUGAUUUGAUCCGCGAAGCGGAGCACUACGUCUACAUUGAGAACCAAUUUUUCAUCACAGCUACAGGCGAGGAGCAGAGCCCUAUCCACAAUCAGAUCGGCCGCGCGAUAGUUGACGCAGUAGUCCGGGCAGGCAAAGAAGGCCGGAAGUUCAGAGUCAUAAUCAUUAUUCCUGCCAUUCCUGGGUUCGCUGGCGAUCUCAGAGAGGACGCGGCUACUGGAACAAGAGCCAUCAUGGAUUACCAGUACAAAUCUAUCUGCAGAGGAGAGCACAGCAUCUUUGGGCAAGUCAAGGCUCAGGGUGUAAACCCUGAAGACCACAUUUAUUUCUUCAAUCUUCGUUCAUACGACCGACUCAACGUCAACGCAACGCUUAAGAAGCAAGAAGAGGAAUCGGGCUUGAAGUAUAAGGAACUACAGGUAGCCGAAAUCGAAGAGCUCGAGGCCCCGCUCGACGACGGUGAAGAAGCACGCAACCGCGCUAGAGAGAAAAGGCGGCAGUUCGUAGGAGAGGAAAAAGAAUCCGUUGGAUUGGGCGACCAAGGCGGGCUCAUCGACCCGGACUCCAUCGCCGAUGACGCCAUGCUCACGGAAAAGAAGCCCAGCACCGAAGAUUGGGAAGGUGAGCCUGAAGCUGAGAAAGAAAACUUUUUUCAAGAAGAACUUUACGUGCAUGCCAAGAUCUGUAUUAUUGACGACGAAUACGUCAUCUGCGGUUCCUCUAAUAUCAACGACCGCUCGCAGCUGGGCUACCACGACAGUGAGCUCUCCAUCGUUAUGAAGGACACAGACCUGGUGGAGAUCACCAUGGAUGGCAAACCCUUCAAGGCUGGCCGCCACGCGCACACCCUCCGCUCUAAUCUCUGGCGCGAACACCUCGGCCUACUACCCCCACAGUCCCUCGACGCCUCCGACGACCCGAACGCCCAGCCGCCAGGCGAGCACUCCCCCAACGACACCCUUCCCGGCGCUGAAGCCGAUUUCGUUGUCGAUCCGCUCGGCAACGACCUAUGGAAAAUGUGGACGGAGCGCGCGUCCACGAACACCGAAGUGUUCCGCGAAUUGUUCCAUGCAGACCCCGAUGAUAGCAUCCUCACUUUUGAGGACUACGAUAAGUUUACGCCGAACCCCAAACAGGAUAAAGAACACAAGCAGGGGCAUCUGUACGAUAUGUCGAGGCCGGUGGAGGAGGUACGGAAAGAGUUGGACAAGGUCAGGGGGGCAUUUGGUGUGGAUGCCAAUGAAGUUUUUGGAGAAUGUGGAGAUGGCGGAGAAGGGGUUGCAGGUUAA